Penaeus monodon (black tiger shrimp) is the source of this 876-nucleotide messenger RNA. Its product is annotated as nephrin-like. The coding region runs from base 1 to 876 and encodes 291 amino acids. The transcript has 7 exons. NCBI's taxonomy places the organism in Eukaryota, Metazoa, Arthropoda, Malacostraca, Decapoda, Penaeidae. The record is from RefSeq and is a predicted model, not a curated record.
AUGGGAGACACGCCAAGACAAGAAGAGGGACAGCGACGACAACAGGAAACCCUACGAAAUACUGUCAGUCUUCGAAAGAGAAAUGUGAGAAUGUUCUCCAAUGUCUGCGCGGUUGAAGGUGAGGCCCGAGUUAACGCCUCAUCCCCGACAAUCAAGGUUAUGUGGACUGCAUACCGGACACAGGACCUGAUGCAAAAGUACCUUAAGAGGAACAAGACCGACACCGAACGACCUUCAUCACCCCGUAUGGUCGCUCCCUUUUCUGCCGCAGACCCAAGGACUUUGCGGUCUCAGGAGGGGAGUACAGCCGUCAUGGAGAUAUGGCCUCGACGGAGUGCAGUGUGUAAAGGUGGUUCCCCUCUGGCAACCGUGGUUUGGCUUCAAGACGGGCAGGUCGUCGACAGGAACACCACGCAAGGAGAGACAAGUGCUUUCAACAGCCUCAGCAUCCCAGCAUCACGGAAAGAUUUAUCUCAUUCCUUCACCUGUAAAGGGUCUAAUAAUGAUGCUACGCCUCCGCUCGUGGUUACUUAUAAGCGUAAUGUUAAUUGCGGUCCCCUCAGCGUCACCAUCACCCCCGAGGAGAAGCCGAUCGUGGCCGGCCGUCUGGCGAGGCUUCAGUGCACGGUGGUGGGGAGCAACCCGCCCCCCACCGUGACCUGGUAUCAGCAGGGGCAGCAGGUCACGCCUCUGCACACUCAGGUUGAGGUCGGAGACAACAUGACCGUGAGUGUUUUGCUGUUGCAAGUGACUCGAGAGCAUCACCGGAAGCAGCUGGUGUGCCGAGCUCAGCAUCCGACUCUUCCUCUUGACACCUUGGAGGAUAUUUUCACCCUCAACGUCUCUUUUCCAAGGAUUCUAAUCUCAAAUAUUUGA